Messenger RNA from Pseudocercospora fijiensis CIRAD86, 924 nucleotides. RefSeq lists its product as uncharacterized. Gene Ontology annotation, molecular function: protein binding. The transcript has a single exon. The record is from RefSeq and is a predicted model, not a curated record. The coding region runs from base 1 to 924 and encodes 307 amino acids. Lineage: Eukaryota; Fungi; Ascomycota; Dothideomycetes; Mycosphaerellales; Mycosphaerellaceae.
AUGGAGCCAAUGGACAAACGCUCCUCAAAGGCGAAGUUGGAGGCGACGGCCGCUGCUCGCCAAGCAGUCUUCGACACCGCAGAACUGCUCGAGAACAUCUUCUUGCUCCUGCCACCGCAACAAGCGCUUGUGGCGCAGAGUGUCUGUCAGCAAUUCCGCACCAUCGUCGCAACCUCGCCGGCUCUGCAGGAGAUGCUUUUUCUGACGCCCUCGAACAAGAACGUGGCAUCGGAACGUUGGGCCAUCGUUGGCAAAGACCGGGAAGACGACGAGAGCUGGUUCAAAGUAUACGAGUUCGCAGUCUCACCCAUUCCGAGCCCAGACACCGAAAUCCUCGCCGAAGGUCUCCGCGUCGUCACGCAGAAUCCGAUGAUUACCAUUCCUACCGAACUUCGAGUCUGCUUGGGGAGGCAUGCGUGCGCCAUUUCCGAUGAACCAAAUCAGUCGGAGAUGCUGCUCCUACCGCGUAAUAUACGUCAGCUCAUCCUACGCCCCAAAUCCAAGGCCACAGAAUCGUGGCAGCACAUGAACAUCACGGACCCACCAUGCACCUCCGCUACAUUGCAGAUCAGCGUGCGCAUGAAGGACAAGGGCACCUACCUCAAAACCAUCGAGAUCACGGCCUGUGAUAGAAGUGGCAUCACCAUGAAUAAGCUCCUCAACAAUACUACCAAGAACGGUCCGGACUCCAUGGAGUACGAGAUCAAAAUAUGGGAGUCAAUAGCAGGUAGCCGCCACCCUGUGGGACAGACUGUCCGUCAGAUCUUGGACGACAUGUCAAAUUCUUGUUCUCACAAGCUGGAGGAGUGUGUGUCCUUCAUGUAUGUCUGGAUACCCAGAACCGUGGCUGCGACCGAGGAGGAGCGCGAUCAGGUUCACCAGGAAUUCGCAGGACGGAAAGAUGACGGAACUGAGGCACAAUGA